Messenger RNA from Gadus chalcogrammus (walleye pollock), 9976 nucleotides. RefSeq names its product jade family PHD finger 2 (gene jade2). The transcript is spliced from 14 exons. NCBI's taxonomy places the organism in Eukaryota, Metazoa, Chordata, Actinopteri, Gadiformes, Gadidae. Gene Ontology annotation, cellular component: histone acetyltransferase complex. Bases 812 to 3772 code for a protein of 986 amino acids. Gene Ontology annotation, biological process: regulation of transcription by RNA polymerase II. The record is from RefSeq and is a predicted model, not a curated record.
UGUUCGAGGCGUCGUUCCCCUGUCUUCGUAAAGUAGGAAGCGCUCACACACUCAGCGCUGGGAAUUAAAAGUACGCCAUAAAUAUGGCGCCAAAAGAGUUCACAGGCUGAUGAUAGAUCUAGUGAGGAAGCAGGACUGGUAGAUGUAGUGAGGAAGCAGGACCGGUAGAUCGAGUGAGGAAGCGGGACUGGUCUGGGGGUGUUCGUGCAGAUAGCGGUGUUCAGGUCGGGCUCAGGAGCGACAGACCCAGCAACUAAAACAAGGCGCUGUGUUUUUUCGGAGGACCGUUGCGAAACUGGCUCGCAAUCUUUUUCUGAGUCAUCUCCCUGAAAGCAUCUCUUCUUCUUCACCCUUCAUCGGCACUGGGAGGAAACCAGUCGGGGCGCAGAUACCAGACCUGUCGGGUUCACACCAUAUUUGGACUGUUAUGGAAAUGCGACACGAUUUCUGAACAUCUUGCGCGCACCUCGCAACCUGCGAAAUCGUAACGGACUACCGCCGCUUACCAGAGAAAAUACCUUCUGGCCGUCUCUACUUUUCCCUAACCUCUGGAUCAGGACUCUCCACGUCUCCGCAGAUCGAUGUGACGUGCUGUCACGGCGGACAGAGGGACGGUCCUGUCACCGCCGGGGAGUCAGGAGGGCUUCCACCGCCUAGCAGCGCUAGCAGGCGGGCACCGUGCAUGUCAGGGUCCUGCUCUAAACUACAUGUGGCCGGCUUCAAAUGAGCUCCUAAACCCCCCGGACCCGCCCGCCGUCCACAGCCGAGGACGCUUCCCCGCUCCACGCCGACUGAACGGGGUCACACAUACAUGAAGAUGGAGAGCGAAAGGAAGAAGAGGAAAUACUCGACCAGCAGUAAUGACUCUGACACCACUGACAGUCAGGUGAUGUCUUGGUCCAGUUCAUCCAAGAACACGGGCACCAACAGCACCUGGGUCCGCCUCCAGCACAAGAAGCCAUCAGAGGUGUUCCGCACCGACUUCAUCACGGCCAUGAAGCUGGCGGACUCGGCCCAGCUGGGCGACUUCUACGUGCUCUCGGACCCGUGGAGACAGGAGUGGGAGAAGGGGGUCCAGGUCCCAGCCAACCUGGAGGCCAUCCCCCAGCCCGUGGUCCGUCUCCUCCCAGAGAUGGGCGUGGCUUCUCUCUGCGGGCCGUCAGGGCGGACACACCCUCGGUUUGCCUGUGAGGAGGACGAGGAGGAGGAGGAUGAGGAGGGGGACGAAGAGGAAGAUGACGAGGAGGGCGAGGGCAGUGUCAUGAAGGUGAUGAGAACCCCCCUCCCGCCACCCCCUCCAGCCCAGCUGUACAGCCGGUAUGACCUGGAUGAGCUGGACGUGGCCUGGCUGGGUCUGGUGAACCAGGAGUUCAGACAGAUGGCGCUGCCGGAGCUGGACGAGCUGACCAUGGAGAGCGUGCUGGUGGAGCUGGAGAGCGUCUGCCAGGAGAAGAUGCAGCAGGCCAUCGAGACGGAGGAGGGCCUGGGCAUCGAGUACGACGAGGACGUGGUGUGCGACGUGUGCCACUCCCCCGAGGGCGAGGACGGCAACGAGAUGGUGUUCUGCGACAAGUGCAACAUCUGCGUCCACCAGGCCUGCUAUGGGAUCCUGAAGGUGCCCCAGGGGAACUGGCUGUGCCGGACCUGCGCUCUGGGUGUCCAGCCCAAGUGCCUCCUCUGCCCCAAGAGAGGGGGAGCGCUGAAGCCCACCCGCAGCGGGACCAAGUGGGUCCACGUCAGCUGUGCCUUAUGGAUCCCCGAGGUGAGUAUAGGCUGCCCUGAGAGGAUGGAGCCCAUCACCAAGGUGUCCCUCAUCCCCUCCAGCCGGUGGGCCUUGUCCUGCAGCUUGUGUCGAGAACACACAGGCACAUGCAUACAGUGCUCCAUGGCCUCCUGUAUCGUGGCCUUCCAUGUGACUUGCGCGUUCGACCACGGCCUGGAGAUGAGGACCAUCCUGGCGGAGAACGACGAGGUCCGCUUCAAGUCCUUCUGCCUGGAGCACAGCGCCAACUCCUCGGCCACGCCCCCCACCACGCCGCUCGCCGCCGCGCACGCCAACGGCAGCCAGCAGCAUCACACAGCCACUGCGCCCGCCGCCAACGGAGCGCACACGCCCACCACGCCGGACCGGUUCAGACCGGAGACCGCCCACCACCCGGGCGCAGGUCACGGAGGAGGCGGCGGCGUGGCCAACGGGCGCCACGGCGACCCGGAGCUGAGGCCCGGGCUGUCGGCCAGCGAGCGGGCGGAGCGGGAGCAGCUGGAGAGGGAGAAGGUGAGCCAGAGGAAGCAGAAGCUGCAGGAGCUGGAGGAUGAGUUCUACCGCCUGGUGGACCCCAGAGAGGUGGCCCAAAGACUGGACCUGCCCCACAGCCAGGUGGACUUCCUGUAUCAGUUCUGGAAGUUGCGAAGGAAGGCCAACUGCAACCGUCCCCUGGUGACCCUGAAGAGGGACGAGGUGGACAACCUGGCCCAGCAGGAGCAGGACGUCCUGUACCGCCGCCUCAACCUCUUCACCCACCUCCGUCAGGACCUGGAGAGGGUGAGGAACCUGUGCUACAUGGUGAGCCGGCGGGAGAAGAUGAAGCACAGCCUGUGUGACCUGCAGGAGAAGAUCCUGCACCUGCACAUCCAGCUGCUGGAGGACGAGGUGGCCGGAGAGAAAAACCCAAAGGGGGAGAAGAGGAGACCAGUCGGAGUGAAGGAGAAAGGAAAGGAGAGGAGGAGGAGGAGUCCUGAGAAGAAGAAGGAGAGAUGGAAGUCUGGCAACAGCACCCUACUCAAAGAGCUAGGUUUGCCAAAGUCCUUCCCAUUGGACAACUCUCUGUUUGACAGCUGGCUGGCCCAAUCGGUUCAGAUCACAGCGGACGACAUGCUCAGCGGGUGGGCCCUGAGCUCCCAGCACCAAGACAAGAGCGCCAGCCUGCUCUCUGACCAGCUCCUGCAGGGCGAGGAGAGCCUGCUGAACCUGAUGAUGGAGAACUCCAUGCACUCUGCCUGGAAGACCCCCCAGCUGGGCCGCAAGCCCCGCUCCCGCAGCCUGCCCCGCCCCGCCGCGCCCACCCUGCCCCACAGCCCGCGCUCCGCCGCCGCCGCCACCGCCACCGCCACGGCCGGCCCCACGGGCGCCACCGGCCUCCCCGCCGCCGAGAGCCCCCGGGGCGCCGCCCUGGGCGAGGAGAAGCCCAGCCCCGCCCGGAGGGGGGAGAGGUCCCGCAGCGCGUCCUCCAAGACGCCCCAUCACCCCCACCCCCAGCAGAGCCGGAGCGUGGAGCCCCAGAGGGACCCCCCGCCGCAGCCCCCCAUCUCCAAGAUGGACUCGUGUCACAUCUCGGAGGAGCUCGAGCGGGGGCCGCGGGAGGGCCUGCAGGCCAGCGACGGGACCGGGCCCGGGGCCACCGCCGCCGCGCCGGCCCCCGGCCUCACCUCCGCCUUCACCCCGUCCAAGUCCUCCAGCGCCGGGACCCCGGGGCCCGGCGCGGUCUCCCUCCCGCCGCGCGCGGGGGCCCUGCGGCUCCGCCUCUCCCGCCAGAGUAAAUCCAGGGGGAGGGGGGGCGGGGCGGUGUUCGUGGCGAGGGUGGGGUCCAGGGAGAAGGCAGCGCCCCUCCCAGCGAAGGAGUCGUCCCGGUUGAACUCUGCCGAGACCGACGGGUUCUUCUCUGACGGCGAUCAGAGCGACUCGGAGACGCGACCCGCCGACCGCAAGCUCCAGCUGGCCAAGUUGCAUUCUGGGAGCGAAGACCUGCUGAGAAGGAGCGUGCUGGCGUCAUAAGGGACAGAGACACUCCCGUACCGACCUGGACACACAUUCACACUGGGCAGCAGCCGGACGCUGACACAUCAAGGAGUCCAGGUUUAGACCCUCGAUCUUAUCCCCCGGCCACAGGCAUACGACCGAGGGGAAACCUUCGAUGAUCCAUACCUUCUUUCUUUCUUUCCAGCCUGUUCUAAGCCGUUCAUGAGAAGCUACGUUUCAGACAAAUAGGAAAUGGUGACUUUGUUCAUUUUUAUUAUUUCAACUUUUGCCCCCUUUUUACCUUUCCCAGUGUCUAAAGUAUGCAUCUUUCUAGAAGCCUCCUAUGUUACCUGGUAACUGAGUUUGGAUCUGAACACUUUCGGGGGGGGACUAAGUGUUCCUUAAGCUGGCCUUUUUUUUCUUACCUUUGUGGAAUCUUUGUCUUCUUGGAUGUGUUGAUCCUGACGGCGUGUGGGUUCAGAGCUGAGCUCCGCUGAGAGGAUCUGUGAGAGACAGCGGCGUUUACCGGGCCUUUUAGCUUGAACAAAACCCCAACUUAUCAUCUAGACUCAUUCAGUGAUGGACCUGUUUGCUACUCGUGGUGAUUGCUAUGUAGCCUUUAUUCUCAAUAGACGCAGAGGACCUUCAAUAUUUAUUAUCCAAAGUCCUUUAUGGCAAAAUCAACUUGGAAAAUAACUCCCAUCCCCAAAUCAACUGGGUAGAAAACUGGCUUGGCCCCAAUCCUGUUGUCAAUUAAAACCGUCUCACACACACAGAAACACACACACACACACACACACACACACACACACACACACACACACACACACACACACACACACACACACACACACACACACACACACACACACACACACACACACACACACACACAGAAACACACACACAGACACACACACACAGACACACACACACUUGACCCAGAUACUCCCAUGAGCCAGCCCCUUUGCUCUCUUUUCCAGCAGUUAUGUUUCUUAUGCACUCAGUCCCCAUCCCCUCGGCUGGGGUUCCAGGGAUUCAUGCUUUGUCCUCCUGAAUCACGGGGGGGAACACACAUUCAAACUCUGUGCCUUUCGUCGCCGCGAGUCCCCACAGCCCCCCACGCCCCAACACACAAAACAAAGCAACCUUUUCAAUCAAUCAAACAAUCAAUCUUCACGUGAGUCAAUCAGUCCUUAUUCAAUCUGAUUCGCUCCAAUCAAACUGGUAGGAGCCCUGACGGGUCGCCGCGGCGACAGUCUCCUUAAUGAUUGUUUAGUGCCUAAAAUAAGGGAGUUAGAGCAGCGUUCGUCAUUGAUCAGCGCACACACACACACACACACACACACACACACACACACACACACACACACACACACACACACACACACACACACACACACACACCUCUCUAUAAGUGCAAAGUGCUGCCUUCUUUUUUUUUGGUCUCCCCCGCCCCAUUGCAAGUAGGUUACUGGCAUCCAGAGCCUUUGGAAGAGAGCGUUUGCACUACAAUGGCCGCAUCGAUUCACAUUUCCUCGAACUCGACGUGUCGGCAGCGACCACAGAAACAAUGCUGUCAAACGGAGUCAACCCAAAACAGCCUGUAGGGUCUUGAGCACGAUCAGAUGGACUUCAUCAAGGGUAGAUCUAUAUCUCAAUACAUCACGUCUUAAAGGCUAGAUGAGAGACGGAGAAAGGACACACGAGUGUAUCUAUGGCCGUCAUAAGAUUGUAAUCCAGUAGGCCAAUACACACUCAAUGUGCCGCUGGCACCAGUCACCAGUUACUUAGCAACAGCCAUGGUGCAGGAUUUUGGAACCAGUAGGUUUGGAAACUGCAUGGCCUGGUAGUGAACCGUUCUAUCUUUGAAUGUCCUAUCCGAGAACCAACCCCAGUACCCCAUAUCAUCCACAGAGGCCUGAGCUUACCUUCUGAACUUCAGUUGCUUGUACAUUUUUUUGAAUUUCCGAUUAGUUGUGUUUUUGUUUUCUUAAAGAGGUGUAUUUUGUACUUAAGCAGUCUAAGGUAUCUUCUCAGGGGUUGAACUUGUUUUAAAAUUAAUAAAUGGUGGAAGAGUUUAUUGAAAAUAGAAAGAUAAAGAUGAUACAUAUAUACAUAUUUUAUACUAUAUAUAUUUAUAUAUAUAUAUAUAUAUAUAUAAAUAUAUAUAUAUAUAUAUAUAUAUAUAUAUAUAUAUAUAUAUAUAUAUAUAUAUAAAUAAAUCAAUGUGUGCGUGUGUUUAAACUUUACUAAUUUGGCACACUUCACUUUGAAUUCCAACACAACUACUACUGAGCAUGUCAAUUCUCUUAGUACAAUCCUGACAACUGUCAGCCCUUAAACAGUCUUCUUGAAGAACCGGUGAUGUUUUACUCUGCGCUGCGUUCCAGGCGGGCGGGGUUAACAAGAACCGCCAAAUGAAUUUUGUCUGCGAGGUGGUGGUGAACAAAAUCAGCACUGGCUUGACAUUAGCUGUUACUUUGUUAAGUAUAGUGAUAGCUGAUGUGUAUUUUAACAUCCAACCCCCCUCACCUGAUACCGGAUUCAGCUAAAUCAAGCAGAAAAAACUGCCAUUUGAUUCAGGUCUGUAGACCAAAGUGUAUCGUAGACACAGUCUUCUUCCUCUAAUCAUCUGGAGUGGUGGCUUCCCUGUUUGGUUGUGUUCAGAAACAACCUCCACAUAGUACAGAUCUGCGGGAUAAGGCAGCACAAUUCACAAAAACACUUUUUCUUAUUUUCACAAAGUUUAAUUGGGCGACUGCAACUGCUCGUGCUGUCCAAACCUUUGCCAUUGAAACCUGUUUAGACCGGUUCACUUCUCAUUGAAACCCGUUUAGACCGGUUCACUUCUCCUUGAAACCUGUUUAGACCGGUUCACUACUCAUUGAUCCAACGUCGGCUCAUGUUCCGUCAGAAGCUCGGGCAUUGGUCGUACUUGGUGAUCGGUGUGCCCUCCUAACCUUUAGGGGGUGCUGCUCCACUAUAAUGUCCACUCCACCAUCGUCAUUCCCCCAUCCUGGACUCUUCCAGACCACCCUCCCCCAGUGGGCCACACACUGGCCCAGAGCUUCACUGAACUAUUAAUUAAUCACACUGCAGACAUACACACAAUAAUACAACUUUACGGACAUAAAAUGCCACCGCUUAUGACUCAAUGACACACACAUGCACACAGAGCUGGAUAACAGGGUUGUCAUGUAGAAGAUUAUUUAUUAAAAAAACGUUGCACCUUUGUUGACCAGUGGGUGCCGGUCCGCUCUGCAGCAGAAGAACACGGAACACAACUGUCCUGUCCCACCGCAGACACCUAGUCUGAGCUUACCGACAGGGGCCAAUCACACGAUGAGCUCGUCACAGUUUACGUCUUCCUUUCUCCUCCGAGGAUGAAGACCUGAUAUAGGAAGUGGACAGCUUACUGGGUUUACUUCAGCGGUUCCACCCCAUAUGAAUGGAAACCAUCAUAAGACACACACACACACACACACACACACACACACACACACACACACACACACACACACACACACACACACACACACACACACACACACACACACACACACACACCACAACAAUAAUACUUAUACUCGUGGUUUGGAGACAGAUUUAAGGUGGAGUUGGUGGGAGUCAAUCCCCCAACAGAAUACUCCACCGUGUGGUUUAGUAGUUUAGAUUUUUUGUUUCGGUGUUGCUUAGACAGUGAUAUGUAAACCUGGUUUCAAUAUUCAAUGUUCAGAGUAGCCUGACUUUGUAGACGGUGUUAUUAGAAAAAGGUGUUUCAUAUACAGCCUUUACCUUUUUAGUAGCAAAACUAGGGAUGCACAAUGUUGAAGGAAACUUUUAAACUCUUUCAUGUAGCUGAUUUAUCGCCAUGGAUGAAGGAAAGCCCUUUUGAAACAGGUUGCCAUUCUUCACAAAGGUUGUUCGCUAGUUUUCGGGUGGGGAUUCCAGCUUUGUAUUUGAACAUAGCAAACGCUUCUGGUUUUGUAGCCUGUGUUCUAGGAAUAGCACCGAGCACCAGAGGACUUUGUUGAUGUUCCCCCGAGACUUUUUAUACCCCAUAAGUGUGUGAACAUUAUGAACAACCUCUAUGAUAUCUACAUGAGAGUACUGCAAUGUUUUCAGAGUAUUUCUGGGACAUUGUGCAGCCCUAGUAAAUACACAUAGAUUAUAUGAUAUGAUAUUAUAUUUACAGUGUGGCUUCAAUGCCCUCUCCUUCUGCUUCAUAGUUCACCGCUGAGACUCUCAGAAUAUCUCCAAGCGAACCACCUUCAUCUAGUGUCCAGGGAGGGGUGGGUCAUGUUAAAGUGCUGGUGUGGGCGUAUGGACGACACCGCUUGGUGUGAGCUGAGGCUUUCAGGUUUGGUAACUUGGUGCUCUCACGUUGCACGCCCACGUCUGAAAGUGUUUUCUCCUGAACCAGUUUCUGUGCGGUGAAGCCCAGCACACAAGUUGUUUCUGUAAUUGUCAAGGGCUCUGUGUACGUUCUUUAUACGGAGGAAGGAAAUCUCAGUACAGUAUCUGUCCUUGGACAGAAGAUGCCGUAGAAGAUGUUAGGCUGGCCUGGGAAAAGAUGAUGUCAUGAAGGCCGUCCCUCGGCCAGUUUCAGACUCUUCUCCCCUAACCGCCUUCUAAUGCCCAUCAGCGGACAGCUGGGCUUGUUGGUCAGUCUGACAGCUUGACAUGCUAGAAGGCCACCGUGUCUACUGGGGAACCCUGGGGAUGCAGUGGCCUUUCGUUUACCUUGGUCCCCUGGUCCAAGGCAAUGAGAAACAGAGUGAUGCGUUGGCCUGAUUUCUGGAGGCACCUGGAGAUCGUUUGGAUUCUGUCUGGUACUUUUUCCUAUGUGCUAGCUGGCUUAUUCAGUAGAGACUGGUUCAGGUCUUGUAAAUAGAGUUUUGAUUGGCCAAUGCUGCAGACUCUCUUGUCUUGAAUAAAUAGGAAACAAUGCCAAGCAUUCUUUCUUUCCGAUUUAACGUUUUCCCUGUCUUUAAAGAUUGACUCAAUGGCACUUUUGUGGACCAAAACAUUCACCUUUAACAAAAAGCAACACAUAAACGUAGCAAAGAAACCCAAUAUUGGCAAGUUAAACUAGCUGUUAUCAUUUAUUAUAGAUAUGUUCUGGCCAAAUGAUAACUCUUUUAAACCAUGGAUUUGAUGCACUGUAUAAGUAGCUUAAGGAUUGAUAUAAAAACGAUUUAUCAGAUAAUGCACUUUUCAAGUUGGCUGGGCUUCAAAGUUUAUGCCUCAAUCAGCUUCACACUAGAUAACACAGCCACAAGACUCAUUUGUUUAGUAUCCAGCUAAUGUUUGGUUAGCCAGGAUGCAAAAAAAAAAAGCUUAGUCAUCCAAUACAAGACGCUGAGGACCGCUGACUCGACACAGAACGGGUCUGCUUCCUGUCUGCCAUCAUUGUCCUCUCCUUACUCUAUUGUCCAACGCCAGCCCCAACACCCCCCCCCCCCCUCCACACACACACACACACACACACACACACACACACUCCGCCGUUUAGCUGGACUUUCUACACACCUUCAAUAACGUUUAAUACUGCACGACUGCACUGCUUGCUACUAUUACUACUGCUACUACUAGAGGCGUACAGUUCUUUUGAAUAGCCGUGUUGUGGAAAGCAAGCUGCUCUCCGCCUCUGUUUGUGGCCGGUGCUUUAGCUGGCCGCAGAGGCUGGUAUGAUGGCAGAGUGGUGAUCCACCCACAACCCUUUGAGUUUGUUUUGCUUUGCUUCAGCCCGGUUACGUCACAGCGUGAUAUCAUGAUCGUUCCACUCCCCUGGCUUCACCUCUUCCGCACCCUAACCCAGACACCCGUCAGCUCCCCUCCCCGUUCAGAUCAUCUCCCCCUCUGCCUCUCCCUCCUCUUGCAUAACCUUGUCACCAUUGUUGCCCUUGAUUUGACCCUCCCUGUAAGUACCACUCCACCCCGCCACCCUCGUUUCAUGUGAUUCCCCUCCCUUCCCUCUCGCCCCUCACCCACUUAUCUCCCCCUCUCCUCUCCCUCUCCUUCCUCACACUGCUGCCGUUUCCCUCCAUCCUCUUUUGAUAUUAAAGUGAAGGACAAUCGGUGGGGAAAAGGAACUCUGUUGCUUUAAGGAAAAAUAAUAGACUUGUGUGUUGACUGAGAGGGUGUGUGUGUGUGUGUGUGUGUGUGUGUGUGUGUGUGUGUGUGUGUGUGAGACACUUCUCUGCUCAACUCAAAAAGAGAGAGUGAGGUAGUGAG